Messenger RNA from Hemibagrus wyckioides, 7067 nucleotides. It is a transcript of the gene sbf2, whose product is annotated as SET binding factor 2. Bases 272 to 5914 code for a protein of 1880 amino acids. NCBI's taxonomy places the organism in Eukaryota, Metazoa, Chordata, Actinopteri, Siluriformes, Bagridae. The transcript has 42 exons. The record is from RefSeq and is a predicted model, not a curated record.
AACAUGGCUGUGCUUUUGAAGAAAGAAAAAUGCUGAAUUGUGCUGGAGGAAUUGGAAGAAAAAAGAGGCAAACAUGGCGAGGCUGGCCGAUUAUUUCAUCAUCGUUGGAUACGACCACGAGAAAACAAAAUGAUUUGCUGGUGAUGAAAUUGUUUCAUUUAUGAAGAAACAUGAAGAAACAGUUUAAGGUUCAGGAGAAGGAUGUGGCAAAAUCAUCCAGCGCUUCCCAAAAAAGGACUGGGACGGCACAGCGUUCCCUCAGGGUGUGGAGAUGUUCUGUCAGCCAGGAGGAUGGAAGCUAUCUCGUGAAAGGAAGCCUCCUACGUUCUUCACAGUGGUGCUGACGGACAUUGACUCAGACCGACACUACUGCUCAUGUCUGACCUUCUACGAGGCUGAGGUCAACCUGCAGGGCACGAAGACGCUGCAAGGUGAAGGAGACGAAGACGAGGAAGAGGACGGUCUGAUCCAGCCAGCUCAAGUGUUUGCACCCAAAAGUCUAAUCCUGGUCUCCAGAUUAGAUUUCCCAGAAAUAUUCAGGGGCUGUUUGGGGCUGAUCUACACCGUUUACAUCGACAGUCUGAACUUCUCCAUGGAAAGCUUGGUGGUGAACCUCCUGACCUGCACCGUGCCCACAGCAGGAGGCUCCCAGAAGCUCUUUUCUCUCGGAGCCGGAGAUCGACAGCUGAUUCAGACUCCACUGAAUGAUGGCCUGCCUGUGACCAAUAAAAGUGUCGCUCUCCUCUUCCAGCAGCUAGGCAUCCAGAAUGUUCUGAGUCUUUUCUGUGCGGUCCUGACAGAACACAAGGUUCUGUUCCACUCCAGCAGCUACCAGAGACUCGGAGAGGCCUGUCGAGCUUUAGAAGCCCUGAUGUUUCCUCUCAAAUACAGCUACCCGUACAUACCCAUCCUCCCAUCUGGGCUGCUGGAGGUCCUGAGCUCGCCCACACCCUUUAUCAUCGGGGUGCACUCCAUGUUCCAGAGUGAAAUUCUGGAGCUGCUGGACGUGAUCAUCGCCGACCUGGACGGAGGAACGAUAAAAAUCCCCGAGUGUAUCCAUCUAUCUCAGCUCCCCGAGCCUCUCUUACACACUACACACAGCUCGCUGUCUGUGGUUUUGCACCCAGAUCUGGAGAUAGCUGAUAACGCCUUCCCUCCUCCGCGCUCCGCUCCGUCCAACCUCAAACUGCUGGAUAAGGAGGUGAGAGCGGUCUUCCUGCGCUUGUUUGCACAACUGUUUCAGGGCUACAGGUCCUGUCUGCAGCUCAUUCGCAUCCACUCCGAACCCGUGAUUCACUUUCACAAGGCUGCCUUCCUGGGCCAGCGUGGCCUGCUCGAGAACGAUUUCCUGCCCAAGGUGUUAGAUGGGAUGGCUUUCGCCGGGUUCGUGUCAGAGAGAGGGCCUCCAUACCGAGCCUGUGAUCUCUUUGACGAGUUGGUGGCUUACGACAUGGUGCGCUUUAAGGAAGAAGAGGAGAACCCAGGCAAACUCCAGAAACACCUGAGGGAGCUUUCUGAGCAGCUUUAUCGCAACGAAAAUCCCAACCCUCACAUGGCCUUCCAGAAGGUUCCUCGGCCCAGCGAGGGCUCUCACCUCCGUGUGCACAUGGUGCCCUUUCCCCUGAUAGACGAUGAAAAGGUCGGGGAGCUCAUGCAGGAGGGCUUGGCCAAACAAAACCAUUCCAACAUCAGUACACGAGUCGAGAAGAAGUGUGUGGUGCCUGCAGGUCCCCCUGUGGUGUCGAUCACAGGGAAGGCCAGCUCGGUGUUCAACAGCGCCCGACGCCUGGAGGUGGUGCGAAGCUGCAUCGGCUUUAUCUUUGACAACAAGACGCUGGAGACGGAGAAAGCUCUCCCUGCAGCCCUGCGCGCCCUGAAAGGCAAAGCAGCUCGACAGUGUCUGACCGAAGAGCUCAGUCUACACGUACAGCUGAACCGCGCCAUCCUGGACCACCAGCAGUUCGACCACAUAGUGCGGAUGAUGAACUGCGCUCUUCAGGACUGCUCCAACGCCGAAGAGUAUACGGUGGCUGCAGCGCUGCUUCCUCUGACCACAGCCUUUUAUCGGAAACUGGCCCCGGGCGUGAACCAGUAUGCCUACACGUGCGUGCAGGAUCACCCCAUCUGGACCAGUCAGCAAUUCUGGGAGACCACCUUCUACUCCGAGGUGCAGAACCAGAUCCGAGACCUGUAUCUUAACGCACCAGAGGAGAAGCAUCUCAUUAUAGCCAAACUCAAGGAUCCAGGUUCCUCCUCAGUCCCUCCCCCUGCAAGAUCAGAGCGGACCGCUAUGGACCUGGCAGCCGAGCAGCUGCGUUCGUGGCCGAGCCUCAGCAAGGAGAAGCAGCUGGAGCUGGUGAAGAGUGAAGAGAGCACGGUGUUCAGCCAGGCCAUCCACUACGCCAGCCUUAUGGUCUACCUGCUCGUGCCUCUGGACGCCAGCAAGAACAAGCUGCUCCGCACGACCGCGUCUGCUGCUGACUGGGAGAGCGGCAGUAACAGCAUAGUCACCAACAGCAUCGCCGGCAGCGUCGCGGAAAGCUUCGACACCGAGAGCGGAUUCGAAGACUCGGAGAACAGCGACAUCGCGAACUCGGUGGUGAGGUUCAUCGCUCGGUUCAUUGACAAGGUCUGCACCGAGAGCGGAGUCACCCAGGACCACAUCAAGAACCUGCACAGUAUGAUUCCAGGCAUCGUGGCUAUUCAAAUGGAAACUCUGGAGGCUGUCCACAGGGAGAGCAGGAGGCUUCCACCCAUCCAGAAGCCAAAGAUCCUCCGGCCGACGAUGCUCCCCGGAGAGGAGUUGGUAAGCGAGGGAUUACGGGUGGUCCUGGACCCUGAUGGACGUGAAGACGCUACAGGCGGACUGUUAGGAGGCCCUCACAUGCUGCCCGCAGAGGGGGCGCUCUUUCUCUCCACCUACCGCAUUAUCUUCAAAGGCACUCCUCAUGAUCCUUUAGUUGGCGAACAGCCUGUGAUUAGAAGUUUUCCAGUGUCCACGCUGACCAAAGACAAAAAGAUCACCAUUCAGAACCAGCUUCAGCAGAACAUGCAGGAAGGCCUGCAGCUUCGAUCUGCCUCCUUCCAGCUGAUUAAGGUGGCGUUCGAUGAGGAGGUGACGUCCGAAAUGGUGGAGAUCUUCAGGAAGCACCUGCAGAGGAUCCGUUACCCACAAUCCAUCUUCAGCACGUUUGCCUUCGCUGCAGGACAGACAGCUCCACAGCUUCUCCUGCCCAAGCAGAAGGAGAGGAACACGGGUUUCCGCACACUCUCCAAAACCAUCGUAAAAGGAGCCAGGAGAGCAGGCAAGAUCACCAUGGGUCGUCAAUCCACGCUGCAGAAGAAAAGCGAAAAAGGGCCGCGUACCACCUGGAACGAGGAAGAUGACAUCUCAAGUGAGUUAGUUGAGGAAGUAGAGGGAAGGUCAUGGGGUCCAGUCAGAGGUCACGACCUAAUGUUAUCUAUGUGUGUGUGUGUCGCAGUAUCAGACGACGGCGAGCCGCCCUCGAACAGCACGCUGAAGGCCUCAGACAAGUCCACCAUGGAGCAGCUGGUGGAGCGCGCCUGCUUCCGGGAUUACCAGAGACUGGGUCUGGGCACCAUCACUGCCAGCUCCUCACGCUCCAAAAGCGGAGAGCAGUUCCGUGUGACGGCGGUCAACAGACUGUACUCGCUCUGUCGCAGUUACCCCGGGCUGCUGGUGGUGCCCCAGUCAGUGCAGGACGGCAGUCUGCAGAAAGUCGCACGCUGCUACAGACAUAACCGUCUGCCUGUAGUGACCUGGAAACACCCUCGCACCAAAGCCGUGCUGAUGCGUGCCGGCGGCUUCCACGGGAAGAGCGUCGUGGGACUGUUCAAGUCGCAGAACCCCUCCACAACAGCCCCUGUCUCUUCUUCCGAGUCGUCCAGUAGUCUGGAGCAGGAGAAGUACCUGCAGGCCAUCCUCAGCUCCAUCCCUGUCUACUUCAAAUCCAACGGCAGCGGCACUCUGUCCAACCGCUCCCUCAUCGGCAUUUCUCCAGCUACCGAAAGACGGACAUCCAGAAUGCCAAAGAUGGUUCCUGUCCACUUGGAUAUUUCUUUCUCCAACAGUUUUACCAGAGGAGUACUUGGGUACAAGGACAAACUUUUCACUCACACAAACCAAGCUAAAGGGAGAAUCCACAAUCAAGGCGUGUGGGCGAGUCUGCGCUCCAGCAACAGGUUCAGCCAGCACCUCUCUGCAGCCGACGUCGGGGCCCGGCUGGCAGGCAAGGAUCUGACGCCCCCUACAGGAAACGAAAGCCUCCAGACGCAGCUCCUCAAGCACCAAGCGGCUCUCUACAUCUUUGGGGAGAAAUCUCACCUCAGGGGCUUCAAGCUGGACUCCAUUCUGAACUGUGAGCUGGUACCGGUGGAGUUUGCAGACACGCGGCAGACCAAGGCCUCCUUUAAAAAAUUGCUGCGGGCGUGCGCUCCCAGUGCCACAUCUACUGACUCCAAUGAAUCCUUCCUUAAAGUCCUGGAGGACAGCGAAUGGAUCCUGCAGCUGCACAAGCUCCUCCAGCUGGCCCUCAUCCUAGUGGAGCUGUUGGACAGUGGAUCUUCUGUGUUGUUGAGUCUGGAGGACGGCUGGGACAUCACCACACAGGUGGUGUCUCUGGUGCAGCUGCUCAGUGACCCAUUCUACCGGACAUUGGAAGGCUUCCAGAUCCUGGUGGAGAAGGAAUGGCUGUCAUUCGGGCACAAAUUCAGCCAGCGCAGUAACCUGACCCCCAGCAGCCAGGGCAGUGGCUUCACACCCAUCUUCCUGCAGUUCCUCGACUGCGUGCACCAGAUCCAUAACCAAUACCCGUUGGAAUUCGAGUUUAAUCAAUACUAUCUGAAGUUCCUGGCGUACCACUAUGUCUCCAAUCGCUUCAAGAACUUCCUCUUGGACUCGGACUACGAGCGCCUCGAGCACGGCACAUUGUUUGAGGAUAAAGGAGACAAGCAGGCCAAGAGAGGGAUCUGUAUCUGGGAGUGUAUAAACCGAAUGCACCGCAGAAGUCCCAUCUUCUUCAACUACCUGUACAGCCCUUCAGAGACAGAGCCUGUCUUGAAGCCGUCCAUCUCCAUUCCCAACUUGACCAAAUGGGAGUUCUACACGGCCGAGACGCUCUCCACCGGACCCUCGUACGACUGGAGGAUGCUGGCCGUUCCCACAGACAGCUCAGAGGAGCUGGACACUAUCGCUACGAGCAAGAGGAGGAUUGUCUGGCCCUGCUACAGCAGCGUAGCCCGUGCCCAGCCCGACGCCAUCACCAAACUACUGGCUGACAUUGAGAGAUUGGAGGGAGAGCUUGGUCAGGUGCCUGAGAGAUGGCAUGCUACCCUAGAGAAAGUGCGAGUCAGCAUACAGGACGACCUCAAACAGGAAGGCAUUCUACGGAAACAGUCCGUAUCCGUCUCCGGCUUGAUCCCUACCUCUAACCUGCAGGCGUAUCAGCGCCACUCCAUGCUGCACCUCCCUGACAGCGGCCUGGGAGAGGACAGCAGUCCCACGACGGCCAACGGCAUGAGUCGCCGAGCCGCAACGCUCUAUAAUCAGUUUACACCCAAGAACGAUGAGAACAGGUCUUUUGAAGGUGUCCUGUAUAAGAGAGGUGCUUUACUUAAAGCCUGGAAGCGUCGAUGGUUUGUCCUGGACAUAACAAAACAUCAGCUGAGGUAUUACGAUACGGAUGAAGACGUCAGCUCUCGCGGACACAUUGACCUGGCUGAGGUGGAGUCGGUCGUGAUCGCCACCCCGACUAUCGGAGCUCCCAAAUACAUCAGUGAGAAGGCCUUCUUCGAUCUGAAGACGACUAGGCGGGUGUACAACUUCUGUGCGGAGAACGCUCAGAGCGCGCAGCAGUGGAUAGAUAAGAUCCAGAGCUGCAUCUCGGACGCCUAAAGCCCCGAGGCCUGGGACCAUCCACCUUCUUCAUCACCACCGUCUCCUUCAGGGAGACUCACUGUGCAUUAACAGGAGCAAAUCGAAGCCCUCAGUGCCUCAGUGAGAUAUUAGAGGAACAUGCUCUCACUUUAUCACUACAAAAAGUGUGCACUCAGGCUGCAGAGUCACUGCCACACUAAUCCUCCACGGAACUGUGCUUAUCCCCAUUUAGACGGGUCUGUUUUUAUCGCUCGAACACUCCUGAGCUAAGCAGUCGCACUAAAAACUCCCAUAUGCAAGCGGAAUCGAUGCGGGAAUAAUAUUAGGAAAGGGUUUUGCUGCUUCUGAUGCAAAAUGGAGCACCAAAAAAUAAAUAAAUACGAGCGAUGCGAUAUGUUCAGAGAUGCACAAUUAUAACAAGGCAGUUUAUUUGCACUUACUACUUUGAUAUGCACUCCUUAAAUAUCUAUAGAUUUUCUAACAGAUAAAAAGCAAGACAAAAAGCAUUAUUACUUUAUGUACAAAAACAUCUGUGUUCAUACACACACGCAUACACUACAAAAAAAAAAUACUUUGCACACUAAAACUUAUCCACUUUUUCUAUUUAAGACGUUGACGUUUUAGGUUAUUUUUUAAUACAUGAAUGUGUCUCAGUGCAUAACAGGUCAGUUUUUGUGAUGUAAAUUAUUUCUUUUCUUCUUUUUUUUAUCUUUAAAAGAGUAACUUGUGUAUGUUCAUGGAUAUUACGUUGAUGUUAUUUUGUAAAUAUCCGUAAUUUUUAUACCGUGGUUAUUACAUUAUUCUAACAUUUUAACUGACACUUGUUUUGUUUUACGUUCUUAUUCGGUAUUCUGACCAAGAAAAGUGCUUCCUGUCGUAAGACGUCCUGUUCGACAUGAAGGGAAGUCCACUCAGUCCUCGCCGGUGAGCUCCGCGCCUGGCUCUGAAUCUGUGGAACACUACGCGGUUCGGUUGGGUUAUGAUUUAGAUUUGUGAGUUUUUGUAUAAUGCUAAGAAACAAAACUGAAAAAUAGUUGACAAGGUGUCUGUUCCUGUCCCUGAAAAAGACGUCACUAAGCUCAUCUGCUAUGUUUUGUGGUGACACUAAUGUUUCUGUUUGGCCAUUUUGUUUUUUAAAAAUCUGAAAUAAAUCAAGAUUACUUGAACAUCA